Molecule: messenger RNA, 2478 nt
Organism: Knipowitschia caucasica
Lineage: Eukaryota; Metazoa; Chordata; Actinopteri; Gobiiformes; Gobiidae
Source: the annotation of a GenBank genome assembly
AUGUCUGAAGAAUGCACCUCUGAGCCUGCAGGAGCCAUCAGGGCCAUUGAUAAACACUCAGUGCAUCAGAUAUGCUCAGGCCAGGUGGUGCUGAGUCUUUCCACUGCUGUCAAGGAGCUGGUGGAGAAUAGUGUGGAUGCAGGAGCUACAAAUAUUGAGAUCAGGUUGAAGGAUUCUGGGUCAGAGCUUGUGGAAGUUUCAGACAAUGGGAAAGGAGUAGAAGAAGCAAACUUUGAAGGACUUGCACUGAAACAUCAUACCUCAAAGAUAAGGGACUUUUCAGAUCUCAUCCAUGUGGCUACAUUUGGGUUUCGAGGAGAAGCCCUCAGCUCUUUAUGUGCACUGAGUGACCUUAUGGUGGUUACAUGUCAUGAGUCUACCCAAGUGGGGACUAAGCUGGUGUUUGACCAGAAGGGAAACUUGGUUCAAAAAUUGCCUCAACAUAGACCCCAAGGUACUACUGUUAGCCUGCAGCAGCUCUUUUAUACGCUUCCUGUCAGGCAUAAAGAGUUUCAACGUAAUAUUAAAAAGGAAUAUGCCAAAAUGAUCCAUGUCCUACAGUCCUAUUGUAUCAUAUCUACCGGAGUGCGCAUUACUUGCUCCAACCAAGUUGGGCAGGGCAAACGCAGUACAGUCCUCAGCACAAGUGGAAGCCAAAGUAUGAGGGAUAACAUUGGAGCCAUAUUCGGACCAAAGCAGCUCCAGACACUGUUGCCAUUUCAACAAACGCUUCCUACUGAAAAUAUUUUGGAUGAAUAUGGGCUGAAGGGUUCUGAUCUACCCCAGCAGCUGUUUGUCAUUACAGGAUUUGUGUCGCGAGCAGACCAUGGAGUUGGAAGAAGCUCCACAGACCGACAAUUCUUCUUUAUCAACAACCGUCCAUGUGACCCAGUGAAGGUAACUAAAAUAGUGAAUGAGGUUUAUCAUAUGUAUAACCGCCAUCAGUAUCCCUUUGUCACGUUGAACAUAACUGUUGCCUCUGAUUGUGUGGAUGUAAAUGUCACUCCAGACAAAAGGCAGAUUUUCCUUCAAGAAGAGAAACUCCUGGUGGCAGUUAUUAAAACAUCUCUUACACAUAUGUAUGAGACUGGAGUCAAUAAAAUAACCUUGAAUUUAACACAUAAGCCGACAUCAAGUUUGUUAUCAUCACCUGAACUCUGUCAGGUUGUACCUUCAGAUGAGCACAUGCCAGCAUCUGGAAAUGACAAUGACUUGGUUCAAAGCCCCAAGUCUUCCCUUAAUUUAGCCAGUUUACGGGCUGCUUUCUCCAGUCAAGACUCUACUGCUAAAAGUCCUGCUGAUUCUAACAACACGUACAGUCGGCCAAUUCAGAAAACAUUGCAGUCGUUUCUCAAAAGUGGUGUCAGUUCCACUGUAUCCAGUACAAGUAAAGCACCAAGUUUAAAAACAAAAAAAGAUUACUAUAAAUGCUCUGCUGUGGGAGGAGGAGUGUUGGACAGUUUCAAGUUUGAUAAAAAUGUGACCACAGAGGACGAUGACACUUGUUCAGAAAUGGUGACUGAAAUCGAAAGAGACUGUGAACCAGAGAACGAAAUCAACACCUUUGCAGAAUCUAAUCCCUGCACGUCGAAAGAAUCCCGUUGGCAAAGAUCUGAUCCUAAAAGGCCAAGAAGAGAAAAGGCUCUGGUUUGGGCAAAGGCCGAUGCUUCCUUCUCACAAGACUCAGCGAGUCCUUCUCCAUCUACACUGGAUGCCCCGGUCUCUUUACCAAAGAAGACCACUCCUGUACAGUUCUCUUUGCACCAACUCGCACUAAGGAUAAAGAAGCUGCAGCAAAAGCAUAAGUCGGAGCAUGAACCAAUGUACAGACGAUUUAGGGCCAAGAUCAACCCGGGAGAAAACCAGAAUGCAGAGGAGGAGCUGAAGAAGGAGAUUUGUAAAGAUAUGUUCCAAGAGAUGCAGAUCAUCGGUCAGUUCAACUUGGGCUUCAUCAUCACCAAACUAAACUCUGACAUAUUUAUGAUUGACCAACAUGCAAGUGAUGAGAAGUACAACUUUGAGAUGCUCCAGCAGCACACCGUGCUCCAGGGGCAGAGGCUGAUACUUCCCCAAAAUCUUCAUCUUACUGCAAUCAGCGAAAACAUAUUGAUUGAAAAUAUUGAAAUUUUUAGAAAAAAUGGCUUUGAAUUUCUGAUAGAUGAAGACGCUCAAGUAAUGGAAAGGGUGAAGCUGGUGUCUCUCCCGACCAGUAAGAACUGGACCUUUGGGCCUGCGGACAUAGAGGAACUAAUAUUCAUGCUGAGUGACAGUCCAGGUGUCAUGUGCCGACCCUCUCGUGUGCGACAGAUGUUUGCAUCCAGAGCAUGUCGCAAAUCGGUGAUGAUUGGCACAGCCUUGAGUGUCAGUGAAAUGAAAAAGCUUGUGGUUCACAUGGGGGAAAUCGAACAGCCGUGGAACUGUCCACAUGGGAGACCCACGAUGAGACACUUGGCCAAUCUGGACAUGAUUUCAGACUAA